AUGAACGGCAGUGGCUACAACACGCCUGAUCUACAUAGAGACGAUUUGUCUGAUGAAGCCAUCGAACUCCUCUACUCGAUAGUCCACCGCGCUUCAUCCUCGCCCGACCACUCCUCUCGCGCACUCUUCAAUGCCUACGAAGAAGUCCUCGAAGAACACGGUCUCCUGCCCAGCGAUGACGCAGUCCUGCAUCGGUUUUUGUUCCGCAUGCAAAAGGAUAGAGGUCGCGACGAGAACCUAGUGGAAAGAUUUCAGAGAGUGCUGGCAGAGUUUGACAUUGUUGUUGACGUCGACUCUGAGGGAGAAGGUGUCGAGAGCACCAGUAAUGCGAACUAUGGCAUGCGCAAUGGUGGAAAUACAGCACUCACUACUGCCUAUGGUGGUACAAUAGGGCUGACGAGGCGAGGAAGCUUUGACAGCUUUUUUGAUGGGACAGCGGAUAAAGUUGCGGGAAGUCAGGUCAGAGAUGCGCCAACGAGUAAGAGGAGCGGCUCGCUCGGCCAUAUGUCCAAUGGGGUCCUGGCGAAGAGACGCUCGAAUUCAGAUACAGAGGCAUUAAGAUUCCAGCAGGCGCGGCUACCGAUUCGCAAUGGAGUGAAUGGCCCAGCGCAUAGAGGGUCGACUUCUGGACAAUACCAAGCACGCCAUCGAAACGCAUCAAUUUCAAGUCGUGGGAGCCUCCGUAUUCGACGAGAUGCUAACACCAUAGCCUCGCAACAGAGGAACUAUGAGGGGACAGACAGUGGGUUCACAGACCGUACGACCAGCUUGGAUCUUUCACGCGUCCAGGUCCCAGGUGUGAACGCGCCAAUUCCUGCCGACCGAUACGAUCAGCACAAUCAGCACGACUCUACCCAUUACUACCAACAAUUUUUUCCGGAGCCGUAUCAGCCGUCGGACACACGAUUGCUGGACGAGGCCGAGACGUUCGAGCAUCAGCGCUUGCAUCGGGUAACACGAGACUGCAUACAAACCUGGCGCAACCGCACACGAGAUUUGAUCGAGAGGCGCUACGAACAGGAUGCGUUGGCUGCAACAUUUGAUCGCAGAAUCUUGCUGAGGCUGACUCUUGAACAACUCCGAGAGACAGCGCAUGGUCGCCGUUCAAGUCGCGAAACCAAUCGCUUCUUUGGGCGUCUCGAGGCCCGCGCAGAUAAAGCGCGGAACCUCUUCCUUCUUACCAAGGCCUUCACACAUUGGGCGAGAAGCGCAGAAGACGAAGUACAACGCACGUCGGUUGCGCGACGACAUAUUCUGCGGACCCGCUUCUUCAAUGGCUGGCGUGAGAUCACGGCUGUAAAUGAACUGAAGAUUCAGCACUUUGUCCUUGCGAAGUUCUUACAACAAUGGAGGGCACGCACGGCGACUGUGCGUGAGAAUGCACAAUUUGCGGUGGCGCUAUAUGCGGAGAACCUUGUGCAGAGAGUCUUUACGAGUUGGUUCUUCCAGUUUUGUGCGAUUGCCGGAUCCGCCUGGCAUACCGAUCGGUUGAAAAGGAACACACUGAAGAGAUGGAUUACAAUCGCUGGAACAAUUAACCAGAGGAACGAAACGGCAAUCAAGCGACAACACAGAGUGGCCUUGAGCAAGAUGUUGGAAACCUGGAAGCAACGGACGGUAGCCAUGCAGAACUUAAAGUCUCAAGCGGAAGAGUUCAGACAAACGGCGCUGAUCACGUCGGGAUACCACAGCAUCCACAAGCGCGCACAGCUCGCGCCCAUUCUGCGACAAUUUCAGGCAAGGGUCGACGGCAGUCAGUUACGACGCGCUUUGCAAGCUUGGCACCGCGCUGCGCAAUUAUCGAAGCAGGCUGGACAGGUGGACAAGUUGCGCGUUAUGCGUAACGCCUAUACCUCAUGGAAUGAUCGCCUUCGCAUGCAGGCUCUAGAGCAGCGGAUCAAUGAUCGCGUACUUGUAGAGUGCUUGUACAAGUGGACGCUUGCAUCACGAGUGUCGCUCUUUCAACGCGUUCACGAUCGACAGCUCAAGGAGUCUACGCUCCUCAUCUGGACGACAAAGAUGAACGAGCGCUCAAACGCACUGGAUGCCGCUGAAAGACGUUUUACAAACUUCAAGCGAGUCCAGCUCCUGCGCACUUGUUUGAAGAAGAUGGAAAUCGAUGCUGCCGAGAAGAGACGUGAAGAAUACGCUGUGAUUGCUGAGUACGACCUGAAGUUAAAGCAGCGCAUGUUCGAAAAGCUGAAAGAGAGACUCGCACACUUCCAGCAGCUUAAGCAAUGGUCAAGCGAUGCUCGCUUUUACGUUCUUGGCACACGAACAUUGAAGAGAUGGAAUAACGCGACACAGCAUGUGCGCAGAAGCCGAAGGCGCGAUACCUACGCGCAAGUGCGAAGAACCGUCAAGAUGAAUCUUGUGCGGAGGCUGCUCGGAACCUGGCGAGACAAGGCGAACGCAAUCGCAGAGCAGUAUCAACAGGCGACCUUCAUGCUGGAGAGUCGCACCUUACGCACCACUAGUACCUUGCUGCAUGACUGGCACGACCGUACUCUUGCAAUCCAACAAAUGGAUGCACAGGCUUCCAAUGCCUACGCCUUCAAGCUCGGUAAUACGCAUCUGCACGCUUGGACACGACGUCUCAAUACACUGCAGUCUAUGGUCUCACAAGCGAUUGCACUUCGUCAGGAAAGUAUUGAGAUCGCAGCAGCAGGAGCACUCAAGCGCCUCGGCUGGCGCCUCUGGAACGUGCAGCGACAAGAGGAAACGGCCAGAGCGCUAUUCGAGCGCAAUUUCGAGAAGCAUGCUCGUGCCAUGAUACGGUUCUGGCAUGAGCAGACAGCCGAGCGCCUCGCCAUUCGACCUGUAUCCCCGACGCCCACAAGAAUCUCAAGAGGCGGGCGUCGAAGCCCGAGCAAUGACGUCCGCCUCGAUGACGAAGAUAGAGAUGUUGAAGAUGAUAACGAGGUGAAUCUUGAUGACGUGGGCGAUGAAACCCGCCGCCUUGAGACUUGGACCGCUUUUGACGCUUCUGCGCUUGGCCUGAACAACGAUCUUGAUCUCUCGCUGUCCAUAACACCAGAGCGUCAGCGUACAGCCACUACCCACCCCUUACCUCCGUCAUCGAUUCGUCCCUCGACUUCACGGCCACGCACGUUCCCACAAUCUGCAUCAGCACGCCAGCCACCACCUGCCCCUGAACCUGCGUCCCCAGAUCUUGAGUUUGCUGAGGACGAACGAAGCAUCUUCUGGGCCGGCACGCCCGCCUACCCACCGCCCACCACCAGCAAAUCUCUCAAAGGCGCAGGAUACCUCAAAACACCAAGCAAGCGUGCAGUCGUACGCGCAAAGCGACCAGAGCUGCCUCAUAGUCCCGAGAAGCGCGUUGCAAGGCUGGGCGCGAUGAGUGCGCCGCCUUUGCAAAUGACGAGGGACUUUGGACCAGCAGCUCAGCCUGGUGCUGGGGGCGUGACAAGUUUCGAGAGGAGGCUGAGGGAAGGGGGUUUUGGGGCAUCCGUUAGCGGAUCUGUAGGGGUACCAAAUAGUGCCAUGAAGGGCGCUAGGGGCAGAGCAGCGAGAGGGAGGGGAAGGGUAGGGUUCGGAGAUGUCAGUCAGUUUGGAUAA
Molecule: messenger RNA, 3579 nt
Organism: Ascochyta rabiei
Lineage: Eukaryota; Fungi; Ascomycota; Dothideomycetes; Pleosporales; Didymellaceae
Exons: 2
Coding region: 1-3579 (1192 amino acids)
Source: RefSeq, a predicted model, not a curated record